This is a messenger RNA of Spirometra erinaceieuropaei, 2025 nucleotides long. The record is from the annotation of a GenBank genome assembly. NCBI's taxonomy places the organism in Eukaryota, Metazoa, Platyhelminthes, Cestoda, Diphyllobothriidea, Diphyllobothriidae.
AUGUCUAAUUCCCUGGACGAACCGUCGUCAGUUUCAGCGUUUGACAUGGCUAAAGAAGUCGUGGUUGAAGAUGUGGCAGUUCGCGUCUCCUCGCCCUCCGCCUUUGUCACGCUGCCGUCCUGUCCGCCUCACACUCCGUGUCGAUACGCUGCUGGGACGCGCGAGUGCUCGAAGCCAAUCAACGCUGUCCCCACUCUGAUUGGCUGGCGACGUGGAGACAACGAAGGACGCACAUACGCGCUCAGAGAACACCCCGAGGUCGGACACAGACAGCAGCUUGCUUGGGGCACGCUCGCGGCGACUGCCUACAGAGCCCUUGUGUACGCACUUCCUCAGGCAGUAAAGGUUGUCCAACUCAAACCGUCUUCCUUGACUUUUGAUUGGGAAUCUUUAUCAUGUCGACCACACUACAUUCGACAAUUGGUGGCCCCUUUGCGAACAGCAAUCUUUCUUCAUAAUCUACGACAAAGCCAGGUGUUGAUCAUGGACAACUUUCCACCGGAAGUGCAGCAUAUUUUGGCACCCACCUCCGGCAUUCAUUCGGAAAUGCAACUUACUCAGAUGGCUGAUCGUCUUAUGGAGAUGCACGGCUUUUCCAAGCCGUCACUUUCAGCACUCUCAACUCCCUCAACUCAUCCCGCGUCUCUUUUUUCACAGUUGGAGAUAGAGCUCAGCAGGCUAUGCGAUGAUAUAGCUUCACUCCAGAAGCAGACAGUCUCCCUCUCGUUUCGGAGCCAACCGAAGCCGUCCACCCCGCAUCUCCAGUCUCCACAUUCAGCCCGUCCAAACGCAGCUGCCAUCUGCUGGUGCCACACUACCUUUGGUGUUAAAGCCCGCCACUUCAUCUCUCCCUGCUCCUUCACCUACAAGCACAGCAAACGGGUAAAACCGGCCAACCCGAAGGUCAGUGCCGCCAGUCUUCCCGAAACCUCUUCCGGCUCUGGUCGCACCUUCUACGUUUGCGACACUGCGACUCGCAGGCGUUUCCUGGUGGACAUUAGAGCCCAAAUCAGCGUUGUUCCCCCAACUGCAGCUGAUCGCCGUUUUCCUAACCCUGGUCUGCACAUCCAAGUUGUCAACUGUUCCUCCAUUCCCACUUUUGGAAGUCUGUCCCUCACCCCGAGCCUUCGUCGGUCAUUCACUUGGAUCUUUGUGAUUGCUGAUGUCCCUCAUGCAAUCCUCGGCUCGGACUUUCUCGCCAAGUUUGAUCUACUUGUUGACUGUCGACGUGCCUGUCUCCUCGACCGCACAACCGGUCUGUUCAUUCGUGGACUAACUCCCUUUACUGCCCCCACCAACUUAUCUGUCCUGGAUACAGAUAUUGCUAGUCCUUUUCGGCAGUUGCUGUUUAGUCACCCCAACAUAAUUAACCCCCAGAUUCGCAGUGGUGAGGUUCAACAUGAUGUUGUGCACCAUAUCCGCACCUCAGGUUCUCCCGUGUUUGCUCGACCGAGACGACUAGCACCGGAACGUUUUCAGGCCGCAAAGGCGGAGUUUGAACACUUGCUGCAACCGGGAAUAAUUCGACCGUUCGAAAGCCCUUGGGCGUCCCCACUGCACAUGGUGCCCAAGGCAACAUCAGGCGACUGGCGACCCUGUGGUGACUAUCGAGCCCUCAACAGCGCUACCGUUCCUGAUCGGUACCCCGUGCCUCAUCUUCAGGACUUUGCUGGAGCCCUUUUCGGCAAAGCGGAUUUCUCGAAAAUUGAUGUGGUGCGUGCUUUUCAUCAGAUUCCAGUCGCUCCUGAGGACAUCCCUAAAACCGCCGUAACCACACCGUUCGGUCUGUUUGAGUUCGUCCGCAUGCCGUUCGGUCUUCGUAAUGCCGCCCACAUGCCCCAGAGGUUGAUAAACCAUGUCUUACGUGGCCUACCCUUUGUGUACGCCUUCAAUGAUGACCUCUUGGUUGCCAGACUAAAUGAGGAAGUACACAAAGAGCAUCUUGCCUUCGUGUUUGACCGUCUUGGCAAGUCUGGCGUUGUCAUCAACCCCUCCAAGUGCGUGUUGGGUGUGCCUUCACUCUAG